GAGCUGGGCAUGACGUCGCUGAUCAUCGACGUGCGGGACCACAUCGGCGGCAACUGCUACGACUACCUCGACGAGUCCGGCAUCCGCUGCUCCAAGUACGGCGCGCACCUCUUCCACACCAAGUACGAGCGCGUCUGGAAGUACGUGACGCAGUUCAGCGAGUGGAUGGCCAACGACCACCGCGUGCGCGGCAUGGUGCCCGACUUCGAGGGCACGCAGAAGCUCGUGCCCAUCCCGCCGACGCAGGCGACGGUCAACGCCCUGUUUCCCGACGCGAACAUCAAGAGCGAGGCGGACAUGGAGAAGUGGUACGAGGGCCAGCGCGUGAAGCCGCCGAGCGGCGAGGCGCAGAACGGCGAGGAGGCGGCCCUGAGCCGCGUCGGGCCGCUCCUCUACGAGCGCAUCUUCAAGCACUACACGAAGAAGCAGUGGGACAAGUACCCGGCGGAGCUCGACGCGUCCGUGCUCAUGCGCCUGCCCUGCCGCACGUCGACGGACGACCGCUACUUCGGGGACGCCUGGCAGGCGCUGCCCGUGCGGGGCUACACGCGCAUCUUCGAGAACAUGCUGCUGCGGGACCCGCGCGUGACCGUGAAGCUCAACGUCGACUUCUUCGACGCGCGGGCCAAGGGCCUGCUGCCCCAGUUCGGCACGCUCGUCUACACGGGGCCCAUCGACUCCUACUUCGCCGCCCAGGGCCUGCCGAAGCUCGAGUACCGGUCGCUCCGCUUCGAGGAGGAGUACGUCGACGACCCGGAGGACGGCUUCUUCCAGGAGGCCUUCGUCGUCAACCACCCGUCGGCGGACGUGCCCUUCACGCGCAUCGUCGAGUACAAGCACGUGCCGAACCAGCCGCUGGCCGUGAAGCGCGGCCUCGUCAAGGGCACGCGCAUCGCGCGCGAGUACUCGUCGGCCGAGGGCGACCCCUACUACCCCGUGCCCAACCCGGAGAACCGGGCGCUCUACGAGCGCUACCGCGCCCUCGCCGAGAAGGAGGACACGGUCUGCUUCGUCGGCCGCCUCGCGUCCUACAAGUACUUCAACAUGGACCAGGCGAUCCUCAACGCGCUCGAGAUCUACGACUCGCUCAAG
This is a messenger RNA of Aureococcus anophagefferens, 1092 nucleotides long. RefSeq lists its product as hypothetical. The annotation marks the transcript as partial. Gene Ontology annotation, molecular function: flavin adenine dinucleotide binding; UDP-galactopyranose mutase activity. The transcript has a single exon. NCBI's taxonomy places the organism in Eukaryota, Pelagophyceae, Pelagomonadales, Pelagomonadaceae. The record is from RefSeq and is a predicted model, not a curated record.